AUGGGUUCCGAAAUUCCAACCACCCAAUAUGGGUUCUAUUAUACUAAAAAAGAUGGUUUAAACUUAAAAGAGAAUUUACCUGUCCCCAAACCAGGUCCAGGUGAAUUAUUACUUAAAGUUGAUGCCGUAGGAUUGUGUCAUUCUGAUUUGCAUAUCAUUUAUGAAGGAUUGGAUUGUGGUGAUAAUUAUGUCAUGGGUCAUGAAGUUGCCGGAACUGUAGCUUCCCUCGGUGGUGACAAUGUCGCUGACGUUGCUGGGUACAAAGUUGGUGAACGUGUUGCCUGUGUCGGUCCAAAUGGAUGUGGAGUUUGUAAGUUCUGUCGUGCAGGUCAGGAUAACUUGUGUACUAACUCAUUUUUGGAUUGGUUUGGAUUGGGUUAUGACGGAGGAUAUGAACAAUACUUAUUAGUUAAGAGACCAAGAAAUUUGGUUCGUAUUCCAGAUAAUGUUAGUAGUGAAGAUGCUGCCGCCAUUACUGAUGCUAUGUUGACUCCUUAUCAUGCUUUAAAGAUUGCUAAAUUGACUCCAACUUCAAAUGUAUUAAUUAUUGGAGCAGGUGGGUUAGGUAUUAAUGGUAUACAAAUUGCCAAGACUUUUGGUUCGAAGAUUACUGUUUUGGACCCAAAAGAACCAGCUAGAGAGAUUGCCAAGACUCUUGGUGCCGAUAAUGUUUAUGAUAAAUUACCGGAUUCUGUCAAGGCUGGUUCAUUUGACAUCUGUGUUGAUUUUGUAGGUGCACAGUCUACUUUUGACUUAUGUCAAAAGUAUAUUAGAUCCAAGGGUGAUAUUGUUGUCGUUGGGUUACAUUCACCAAAUUUAACAUUCAAUUUGGGUGAUUUGGCCCUUAGAGAAAUUAAUAUUUUGGGUAGUUUCUGGGGUACUUCAAAUGAUUUAGCUGAAUGUUUUGAAUUGGCUAGUCAAGGUAAGGUUAAACCAAAGGUUGCUAAGGCUCCAUUGAGACAAUUACCUGAGUAUGUUCAAAAGUUAAGGAAAGGUGCAUAUGAAGGUAGAGUUGUAUUUAAUCCAUAG
Messenger RNA from Hemisphaericaspora subhashii, 1029 nucleotides. RefSeq names its product Adh5p (gene ADH5). Gene Ontology annotation, molecular function: oxidoreductase activity. Lineage: Eukaryota; Fungi; Ascomycota; Pichiomycetes; Serinales; Debaryomycetaceae. The transcript has a single exon. The record is from RefSeq and is a predicted model, not a curated record. Bases 1 to 1029 code for a protein of 342 amino acids.